CUAUAGUGACGUGUAACUGAGCAUGUAACCAGGAAGAGCUUGCCCAAGUUUCAAGAUGCUAGCAGGAGAUACCAACGAUGAAGACGUGUCGCUGUUUGACGCUGAAGAUGAUGCAGGGAAAAGGUCGAAGAAGUCGGCCGUUAAGCAUCCGGUAGCGGCCUUCUUCCACCUCUUCUUCAGAGUCAUCGCCAUCAUCGUGUACCUGCUCUCUGAGAUUGUCGGCGGGAGCUUCAUCGCCUGCAUGGUCACAAUAAUCCUUCUGCUCUCAUGUGAUUUCUGGACAGUAAAGCCAAAGCUCCGAGGAACACCGGACCAGAACAUCACUGGGAGGCUGAUGGUUGGUCUGCGGUGGUGGAACCAGGUGGAUGAUGAUGGACGAAGCCACUGGGUGUUUGAGUCGAGGAAGGGUGCAGGGAAGCAGCAAGCAUCAGAUUCAGAGUCCAGAAUCUUCUGGCUUGGACUGAUCGUGUGCCCCGUCCUCUGGGCCAUCUUUGUCUUUAGCACCCUGUUUUCAUUCAAGAUUAAAUGGAUGCCCGUUGUGAUCAUGGGGGUCGUGCUGCAAGGGGCCAACCUGUACGGAUAUGUGAGGUGCAAAGUGGGAGGAAAGACCAGCUUAAAGAACAUGGCUACAAGCUAUUUUGGACGACAGUUCCUCAAACAGACGCUGUCAAAAGAAGAGGAAUCGUAGAGUGCAGCUCUGCGAUGUUAACACAUCUGCAUUAUUCUCAAUGCUCUGAUAUAUAAACGUUCUUUUUUAAGUGGAAACGGGCAGGAAAGCGUUCUCAAAAAGAACCGAAAAGGGCAAUUUGAAAAGACUGUUUUAUUUUUCUUUAACUGACUGAGCAGACUCGUCUUUAUCUUCCACACAGAGGUCUGUUUUCACCACCUGAAGCAAAGCAAUAAUCCCUCUGAGUGUGAAAAGGUUGAUGUGUUGGGGUGACUGUAGUUUGUGCCGUAGUUUCACAGCUCUAUCAGAUUUCUACUCCAGUUUUCCAUUGUCUCUAAUAACUUUACAAAAUAACAGUAAUGAGAAGACUGAGAAGUGUAACAGGAGAGUUGUAAAUAUGUAAGAACAGAUCGUGUGAAGCAUCUUCUUUUGUGCAAAUACAUUUGUAACAUUUUU
Molecule: messenger RNA, 1123 nt
Organism: Archocentrus centrarchus (flier cichlid)
Lineage: Eukaryota; Metazoa; Chordata; Actinopteri; Cichliformes; Cichlidae
Gene: tvp23b
Product: trans-golgi network vesicle protein 23 homolog B (S. cerevisiae)
Exons: 8
Coding region: 56-688 (210 amino acids)
Biological process (GO): vesicle-mediated transport; protein secretion
Cellular component (GO): Golgi membrane
Source: RefSeq, a predicted model, not a curated record